This is a messenger RNA of Gigantopelta aegis, 651 nucleotides long. Its product is annotated as histone H1-delta-like. Gene Ontology annotation, biological process: chromosome condensation; negative regulation of DNA recombination; nucleosome assembly. The transcript has a single exon. Gene Ontology annotation, molecular function: nucleosomal DNA binding; double-stranded DNA binding. Gene Ontology annotation, cellular component: nucleus; nucleosome. The record is from RefSeq and is a predicted model, not a curated record. NCBI's taxonomy places the organism in Eukaryota, Metazoa, Mollusca, Gastropoda, Neomphalida, Peltospiridae. The coding region runs from base 1 to 651 and encodes 216 amino acids.
AUGGCGACCAAAGAUGUGUCGACACGUCCCAAAUAUCUGGCUAUGACUACAGCUGCAAUAAACAGUCUUGGGGAGAAAGGCGGUUCGUCCCGACAGGCCAUUUUAAGGUAUAUUUUGGAACAUUACGACACCGUUACUAAAAACGAGAAAAUUGUGAACAGUCAUCUCAAAAUGGCGCUUAGGCGAGGAGUGGAAAAUGGGGACCUCAAGCAAUCGAAGGGUACGGGUGCGUCUGGCUCGUUCAAGAUAGGUGAAGUGGCCAAAGCAAGGGAAAAAGCUGAGGCAAAAAUAAAAGCUGGGAAAGAAAAGGCUGACGCGAAAGUAAAAGCUGAAAAAGAUAAAGUGAAAACCGUGAAAAAGAAGACUGAAAAAAAAGAAAAAGUUACCAAAAAAGUAGACAAAACGGAAGCUAAAUCAAAAGGCACAAAAACAGUGGUGAAAAAAGCGACGCCGAAAGCCGCGAAAACCAAAACUGUCGUCGCUACUACCCCAAAGAAAAGUGUCGCAAAAGCUGCUGCAUCAAAAUCGCUGAAAACCCCCAAAAGAACACCCAGUGCGUCGAGUAAGACGAAAAAGCCGACAGCUGAAAAAUCUGCCAAAAAGGUGGCCAUCAGAAAGCCAAAAACUCCAAAGAAACCAACAAAAAAGUAA